UAUAGGUGGAAAAAAAGAGGGAAUGGAAAACAAACAACAUUUAUAGAAAUUGUCAAAAUUUACAAUAAGGAAACAAAAGGAAAAUUUGGGACAAAAUACGCGCUUGAAUUCAUCGCAUAAGCUCUAAACACAAACUCUGUAUCUAUUGAAAUCAUCACUGCUACAAAAGGUCACCGGAAACCAUGGCGUCACCGUCGUCAACGGCGGCGACAAACGUCAUGUUAGCAAUCUUCGAGAAGAAAACCGUAUCACUCGAUCUCUACCGUCCAUUACGAAACUACAUCGCUUUCAAUUACUCCGAACGGGAAGCUCAAAACCUCGAAGAUGAUCUCCAAACUCUCAAGCAAUACCGCUCCGAAAUCGAGCGUGUUCCGGCCGAUUCGCUCCCUGCUCGUCGUGACAUUCUGCAAAAUUACUAUAAAGCCCUCUGUUCUGUUGAAUCUCGUUUUCCGAUCUCACCUGAUAAAGAUCACAUCAAUUCCGUGUUUUUUACUUGGUACGAUACUUUCAAGAACAAGCAGAAAGCUGUGCAGCAGAAUAUUCAUCUAGAGAAAGCUGCAGUUUUGUUCAAUUUGGGAGCAGUGCACAGUCAGAUGGGAUUGAGUCUGGAUCGAUCAGCUGUGGAGGGGCGAAGGCAGGCAUCACAUUCCUUUAUUGCUGC
Messenger RNA from Nicotiana tabacum (common tobacco), 661 nucleotides. The record is from RefSeq and is a predicted model, not a curated record. Lineage: Eukaryota; Viridiplantae; Streptophyta; Magnoliopsida; Solanales; Solanaceae.